AGUGCCUGCCGCCCACGUGGUACCCACUGCUCCAGACCCUGUGCCCGCGGCUCCGGCCGCCUCUGACCCUGUGCCCGCGGCUCCGGCCGCCUCUGACCCUGUGCCCGCGGCUCCGGCCGCCUCUGACCCUGUGCCCGCGGCUCCGGCCGCCUCUGACCCUGUGCCCGCGGCUCCGGCCGCCUCUGACCCUGUGCCCGCGGCUCCGGCCGCCUCUGACCCUGUGCCCGCGGCUCCGGCCGCCUCUGACCCUGUGCCCGCGGCUCCGGCCGCCUCUGACCCUGUGCCCGCGGCUCCGGCCGUCUCUGACCCUGUGCCCGCGGCUCCGGCCGCCUCUGACCCUGUGCCCGCGGCUCCGGCCGCCUCUGACCCUGUGCCCACUCCCAGAACUUUGUAUACCCCCAGGCCUGCCCCAAGGCCCCCUGUCUUUGCCCCCAGAACUGUGCCCAGGCUGGCUCCUUGGACUUCCGUACAGACUUUCGCCAGUCCUGGGCACCCACCAAUGUUUGUUCCCGUGUCUCUCCCUGUCCUGGUCCCGGUGUCUGUGUUUGUUCCCAUUCCUGUCCCCGGUGGUUUUCCUGUUCCCGUCCCUGUCACUGUGUUUGUGUCCGUCCCUGUCCAUGUAAUUGUCCCAGUUUCCCUGCCCAGUCUUAUCCAGUCCCAGUUCCCGGCCACUGUCCAGUCUGUGUUUCAACCCCCUGUCCAGUCUCCAUUCCUGUCUAGUGUCCAACCCUCUGUCCCGUCUAAGCCCCCUGUACAGUCUUUGGUCCAGUCCUUGUCCUCUGUCCAGUCUCAGCCCUCUGUCCAGUGUAAGCCCCGUGUCCAGUCUUUUGUCAAGUCCUUGUCCCCUGUCCAGUCUCAGUCCCCAGUCCAGUCGUUUGUUCAGUCUGAGCCCCCUGUCCAGUCCCAGUCUCCGUUCCCUGUCCAGUCUCCGUCUCCUGUUCUGUCCCCUGUCCAGUCUCAGUCCCCUGUUAGGUCGUUUGUUCAGUCUCUGCCCCCUGUCCAGUCUUUUGUCCAGUCCCUGUUCCCUCUCUCUCGGCGCCUCUGGUAGUGGCGCCGUUGAGGGGGGGUAAUGUUACACCUUAGCCCAUGUCUGUGUUAUGUUUCUCCCUCGUUUGUUCCCUAGUGCUCCUGCCCCUCUGUUUACCUGUCAUGUGUUCCCUGCCAUGUGCUUGUGUUGAGUUUUUUGUACCUGUUUCCGCCCUAGCCCCGCCCUAGUCCCGUCCUAACCAUUAGUGUUCUCACCUGUGUCCUGUUUGUAACCCCGCCCCCUCGUCAUCCAAGCCCAGGUGUUUCUCACUCCCCUCCUGUAUUUAAGCCCCUCUGUUUGAAUGUUCAGUGUCGAGUCUUUUGUAUUUUGUCUUUUGUAUCUUGUAUCCAGUAUCCUUUGUAUCCAGUAUCCAGUAUGUAUCCUUGCUACCCGUAUGUUUCCUUGUCUUAGUUUCUUAGUCUGUGUUUCUAGUUUAUAUCAUCCUAGCCUUGUUUUUGCGUUACCCGCGUUUUGUUUAUUGUUUUAUUUUAUCUUGUAUGUUUAAAUAAAUAUAUAUUGCACUUACGUCCAUCCCUCCCUCCUUCG
Astyanax mexicanus (Mexican tetra) is the source of this 1573-nucleotide messenger RNA. RefSeq lists its product as uncharacterized. Bases 500 to 1048 code for a protein of 182 amino acids. The transcript is spliced from 2 exons. The record is from RefSeq and is a predicted model, not a curated record. NCBI's taxonomy places the organism in Eukaryota, Metazoa, Chordata, Actinopteri, Characiformes, Acestrorhamphidae.